Messenger RNA from Salvia splendens (bonfire salvia), 350 nucleotides. RefSeq lists its product as uncharacterized. Bases 33 to 350 code for a protein of 105 amino acids. The record is from RefSeq and is a predicted model, not a curated record. Lineage: Eukaryota; Viridiplantae; Streptophyta; Magnoliopsida; Lamiales; Lamiaceae. The transcript has 3 exons.
UCUGGACCAGACUGUUUGGAGAAGCGCUAGGUAUGAGAAACCUUCAAUGGGAUACCUAUGAUAUGAUCUUUUUCCCCAAAUGGGGUGCAGCGCAUCAAUAUGUGAUUUGUUUUGAUUUGCCGGGUGGCCAAAUGAAUAUCCUAGACCACAGUUUGGCAGAACCGCACAACUCCUUCGAAGCUAAGUAUGGCAAGACACCAUCCCUUCUGAAAAAAUUCCUUGUUGAAGCACUUUCGAGGUGCCAAGUUCCGAAAAUGGCGACCCAGGUGCGAAAAUGCAGAACCCACGUGGUGACCAUGCCUUGGAGGAACAACAACUUCAUUGACGAGGCAGGUAUCUACGUCAUGUGA